Messenger RNA from Dufourea novaeangliae, 603 nucleotides. RefSeq names its product kielin/chordin-like protein. The coding region runs from base 1 to 603 and encodes 200 amino acids. The transcript has 6 exons. The record is from RefSeq and is a predicted model, not a curated record. Gene Ontology annotation, molecular function: protein binding. Lineage: Eukaryota; Metazoa; Arthropoda; Insecta; Hymenoptera; Halictidae.
AUGAAGCGUUUGGUGCUGGUGGAAAGGUUGAAUCGUGGUGGAGAAAGGAGAGGAUGCAGAUACGAGGGUCGUAGAUACCAAGAGGGCGAGUCGGUGGUCACGUCCGAGCCCUGCUUGCAGUGCAGGUGCAUCGAGGGGGCGCUCAGGUGUCGUCUGAGGGUUUGUCCACGAUUGCCGAACCCGCCGCCGUUCGGAUGCAAUGUUCGACCGCCCGUGGAGAACAUGUGCUGCGCGGAGCUGGUCUGCGGCGAGACACGCGACUCCGUGAAUAUUUUAAGAAGAGCGAACGUACAUGUAGAGCAAGAGGAGACACACGAAGAGGACCAUCAGAACUCCCGUUUUCAAGGUUGCCUACACGAGGGCGUCAGAUACGGGCCGGGCUCGGCGAUGAUGGGCUCGCGUAGAUGCGAAUACUGCUACUGCAUCAACGGGGCGAGAAGAUGCAUCAGACCGAAGUGCCUGUUGCCCCUGCCGGGAUGCACUCCGCUCUAUGCUCCGCACUCCUGUUGCCCUGUUGCCUACAAUUGCACCCAUCUACGCUCGUCCACGCCGGCGCCGAUCACGGGAAACGAUCAUGGAAACAUGGACGCGUUUUAUCUGUGA